Messenger RNA from Oryzias melastigma (Indian medaka), 1967 nucleotides. It is a transcript of the gene elovl6, whose product is annotated as ELOVL fatty acid elongase 6. The record is from RefSeq and is a predicted model, not a curated record. NCBI's taxonomy places the organism in Eukaryota, Metazoa, Chordata, Actinopteri, Beloniformes, Adrianichthyidae. Gene Ontology annotation, biological process: fatty acid elongation, monounsaturated fatty acid; very long-chain fatty acid biosynthetic process; fatty acid elongation, saturated fatty acid. Gene Ontology annotation, cellular component: endoplasmic reticulum; endoplasmic reticulum membrane. The transcript is spliced from 4 exons. Gene Ontology annotation, molecular function: fatty acid elongase activity. Bases 219 to 1028 code for a protein of 269 amino acids.
CAGCGGUGACCUUCUUCAGGAAGAGGGCGUCGGCCCGGCAGCUGGUGGCGGAGGAGGAGAGCGCGAGGAGAGCUGCUCGCGCAUAAGAGCGGGGUCCUGAAAGGCGCGCGAGCGAUGCGAGUGCUGGGCUGAGGGGGGAGCAGAGCACGAGAGACCGAGCGAGGGGGAGCAGCCACAGCACGAACACCUUCCGGAGCCGUCUGAAGCCGCGCAGCAGCAUGUCGGUGUUGGCCCUGCAGGAGUAUGAGUUCGAGCGGCAGUUCAACGAGGAGGAAGCCAUCCGGUGGAUGCAGGAGAACUGGAAGAAGUCCUUUCUGUUCUCUGCUCUCUACGCCGCCUGCAUCCUGGGGGGGCGCCAUGUCAUGAAACAAAGGGAGAAGUUUGAGCUGAGGAAACCACUGGUGCUGUGGUCGCUCACACUGGCAGUUUUCAGCAUCUUUGGUGCCAUACGAACUGGAAGCUACAUGAUGCUCAUCCUGAUGUCCAAAGGGCUCAAACAGUCGGUGUGUGACCAGAGCUUCUACAACGGACCCGUCAGCAAGUUCUGGGCGUACGCCUUUGUCCUGAGUAAAGCGCCGGAGCUGGGUGACACGCUCUUCAUCGUUCUGAGGAAGCAGAAGCUCAUCUUCCUCCACUGGUACCACCACAUCACCGUGCUGCUCUACUCCUGGUACUCCUACAAAGACAUGGUGGCCGGCGGCGGAUGGUUCAUGACCAUGAACUACCUGGUGCACGCCGUCAUGUACUCGUACUACGCCCUGCGGGCGGCCGGCUUUAAAGUGUCGCGCAAGUUCGCCAUGUUCAUCACGCUGACCCAGAUCACCCAGAUGCUGAUGGGCUGCGUGGUCAACUACCUGGUGUACUCGUGGAUGCAGCAGGGCCAGGAGUGUCCGUCCCACAUGCAGAACAUUGUGUGGUCCUCCCUCAUGUACCUCAGCUACUUUGUGCUCUUCGUCCAGUUCUUCUUUGAAGCCUAUGUCGGAAAUGCAAAGUCGUCUGUCGCCCGCGGCAGCAAGAAGAGCGAGUAGAAGCCGACCAGAGUGGCGGCGACGGCGAGGCGGAAGCUGGGAAUCGAAGAAGGAGCUGUGAAGCCAGAGGAGGGGGAGGGGGGUUGUGCUUGAGCAUAACAACUAAUGUGCAGAUCUAAAAGAAAAAGAGGAACUCACUGAGGGGGGGCAGCACAUGAUCAAAGCCAUCAGAAGCUCCGCCCCCUCCCCGUUUCAGCUUAGAUUUAGUACUUUAUGAAACCUAACAUGUAAAAAAAGAAAAAAAAAAAAUGGGAUCAAAUCCUUCACAUCUGCCAGAAGCUACUUUAUUUAUUAUUUACCAAAUAGUAGGUACAUAUGAAGGUGGAUGUGUGACCUUUGACCGGUCCUGCCCUCUGUCUGUGCUCGUUUUGUUUGGGCGGGGUGAUCAGGCUGUUCCUAUCAAUUACAUGCAUAUCAAGACAAAGUAGACGUGUUUAACAUCUGAGUUGAUGAGAGGUGUGAGCGACGGAAUGAAGUCGGGCGGACAGACUGACGGACGAGCGCGCUGCGCCUGAGCAUGACUGGAAACACGCCGCCCUGCUUGUCUUGACCGCACUUGAGAUGUACGAGCUGCCACUGAUUCCCAAACACUUCUGUGUCUUAAAGGAACAGCAGUCCGUUGGACCCUGAAGGCUGAAAUGGAGGACAAACAUUUUUAUGUCUAGCAAAGGAAAAAAAAAACAAACAAAAAUUGUCAAAAUCUGCUGUAUUGAGAAAAAUCUGAUGUAUCUGUAAUGGCGUCUUGUGCUUUUUGUGCAUUUUCACUGUAUCAAUGUCAGAAAACAACAGAGAACCUGGGUGUAUGCAGAACCGUGACAUGCCUGUGGUGUUCUUUUGCUGCCAUCCUGUCAUUAAAAUGCAUAAUCGGUCUCUUGGUGCUGAAGGUCAAAAACACAAAUAAAGGGUGUACAGCCACGCUGGCAGUUGUCGGAGUGAGAA